Euleptes europaea (tarantolino) is the source of this 1923-nucleotide messenger RNA. RefSeq names its product poly(A)-specific ribonuclease (gene PARN). Gene Ontology annotation, molecular function: RNA binding; poly(A)-specific ribonuclease activity; metal ion binding. Lineage: Eukaryota; Metazoa; Chordata; Lepidosauria; Squamata; Sphaerodactylidae. The record is from RefSeq and is a predicted model, not a curated record. The coding region runs from base 19 to 1923 and encodes 634 amino acids. The transcript has 24 exons. Gene Ontology annotation, biological process: nuclear-transcribed mRNA poly(A) tail shortening. Gene Ontology annotation, cellular component: nucleus; cytoplasm.
GCAGCCCCCGCCGCGGGCAUGGAGGUGACCAGGAGCAAUUUUAAGGAUAACCUUGGCAAAGUUUAUGAAGCCAUCGAAGAAGCGGACUUUUUGGCGAUUGAUGGAGAGUUUUCAGGGAUCAGCGAUGGCCCGUCCGUCAGUGCGCUGACCAACGGCUUUGACACGCCUGAAGAAAGGUAUCAGAAACUGAAAAAGCAUUCCAUGGGUUUCUUGCUGUUCCAGUUUGGACUCUGCACUUUUAAAUAUGAUCUUACGGAAGCAAAGUACAUCAUGAAAUCAUUUAAUUUCUAUAUCUUUCCCAAACCUUUCAACAGAACAUCACCGGAUGUCAAAUUUGUCUGUCAGAGUUCAAGUAUAGACUUUUUAGCAAACCAGGGAUUUGAUUUUAAUAAAGUUUUUCGCAAUGGAAUCCCUUAUUUAAAUCAAGAAGAGGAAAGGCAGCUACGGGAGCGGUAUGACGAGAAGCGUUCUCAAGCCAAUGGCGCAGGGACUUUGUCUUAUGUGUCCCCGAAUGCUACCAAGUGUCUUGUGACUAUUCCGGAGGACCAGAAGAAGUUCAUUGAGAAUGUGGUAGAACGGAUAGAAAAUCUCUUACAGAAGGAAGAGAGUACCAGCUUAGAGCUGGAACCGUGCACAGGAUUCCAGAGAAAGCUGAUCUAUCAGAUGUUGAGCUGGAAGUAUCCAAAAGGCAUCCAUGUUGAAACUCUGGAAACGGAGAAGAAAGAAAGAUACAUUAUUGUCAGCAAAGUGGAUGAAGAGGAGCGCAAAAGGAGAGAGCAGGUCAAGCAAGCAAAAGAGCAGGAGGAGCUUAACGAUGCCGUGGGAUUUUCCCGAGUCAUUCAUGCGAUUGCAAAUUCCAGCAAGCUCGUGGUUGGCCAUAACAUGCUGCUCGACGUCAUGCACACCAUCCACCAGUUCUACUGCCCCCUCCCAGAGGAACUCAGCGAAUUUAAAGAAGUAACGACGUGCGUCUUUCCAAGGCUACUGGAUACGAAGCUGAUGGCAAGUACCCCGCCAUUCAAGGAAAUUAUCAGCAACACCUCUCUUGCCGAGCUGGAAAAGCGUCUAAAGGAGAGACCCUUCAGCCCCCCAGAAGUUGAAAGCACAGAAGGAUUCCCCAGUUACAACACGGACUCGGAGCAGCUUCACGAAGCUGGUUAUGAUGCUUACAUCACUGGCCUGUGCUUCAUCUCCAUGGCCAACUUCCUAGGUUCCUUCCUCAGCCCUCCCAAGAAUCCCGUCUCUGCCAGGUCAAAGCUCAUUGAACCGUUUUUCAACAAGUUAUUUCUCAUGAGGGUGAUGGACAUCCCGUACCUCAACUUGGAAGGGCCAGACUUGGAGCCAAAACGAGACCAUGUUCUUUACGUGACAUUUCCCAAAGAGUGGAAGACGAGUGACCUGUACCAGCUCUUCAGUGCUUUUGGUAACAUUCAGGUGUCCUGGAUUGAUGACACAUCGGCAUUUGUGUCGCUUAGUCAACCUGAGCAGGUGCAAAUCGCUGUGAACACCAGCAAGUAUGCGGAAAGCUACAGGAUCCAAACCUAUGCAGAAUACAUCGAGAAAAAGCAUGGGGAAAAGCGGCAAGGAAAGAGGAAAUGGACCGAAGAUGGCUGGAAGGAAGUGGAAGCCAAGAGGUUGAAGCCGCAGGCCGUGCCGCCCGUGCCACCGAGCCGGUACUGCAAUUUUACCAGUUUUACAGCUACCAGCACUGUGGGAAAGAGAAGCAUGAGUCCUAUUCAAGAGGAGAGCGGCUGCGACGAGGCAGAAGAAGGGGCGCUGGACCCCUCCGACUCCUUUGAGGAAUCCACAGAUGAGAGGAAGAAGAAGGCCAAGAAGUUCAAGAGAGCCAAAAGGGAGCCAGACCCGACAGGGGGUGUCCAGAGUGCUUCCUCCACGCUCUUUGAAGUUCCGGACAUGUGGUAG